AUGGCUGACAACGAAGCCGACAAGAAGAAGGCCUCGACCGAUGUCGAGGCUGCCGCUGCCGCCGUCGUGUUGGCCUGGCCAGCCGGAGGGAAACCUAACUUGACCAGUCUUCAUCCAGCUCCACGAAGAGUGAGGUUGCUAGUACUACUUCCCAUCUUGUUGAUCGUACCAUCCUCGAUCUGCAAGCCCAAGCUGAGAGUCAUGGCAAAUUCGCACCUUACUCACAAUACCAUCAUCGUCCACAAGCUAUCUCUAGUCCUCCUCAUUUGCUCCAUCCCCGGGUACAACUGUGAAGCUAUGGGCAGGAAGGCUGAAAUGGCAACACUUCUGAGCCUCGAGAGACACUGGGGCAAACAGACCACCAUCAGCUGGAGCUCCAUGAACACAGGCCAGUGUAAUUGGGAUGGAGCCAUUUGUAAUUUGGAUGGCCUUGUUACAGGUAUUUCACUCGGAGGCUACAAACUUGACAAGCCAAUUCCCUCAGAAAUUUGCUCGCUCAAGAAUCUUACACACAUCGACCUGUCGCACAACAACAUUCCAGGUUCUUUCCCUGUGGUACUUUUCAGUUGCUCAAGCCUUGAGCAUCUGGACCUCUCGUACAAUUCUUUUGUUGGUAGUCUCCCAUUAAAUCUCCAUCUACUGUCGGAAAAGAUUUCCUACCUUAACCUUGAAUCGAAUAGUUUAUCCAGUAGUAUUCCAAGUUCAGUCUACCAGCUUUCAUCCCUACAAGUUCUGAAACUGUCUUUCAAUACCUUUGCUUCACACAGAAUCAGUCCACACUUUGAAAAUUUGACAAACCUACAAGAGUUGUCAAUGCGUAAUAUGAAUAUAGUUGGUGAAAUUCCAGACACUAUGUUCAAGCUGACCCAACUUAGAAUCUUAGAUUUGUCUUGUAACACGCUCAAUGGAACAAUACCUACUGGGAUUUGGAGAAUGCGGAAUCUAGAGUUUCUUCAUCUACAAAGUAACUCUCUCUCCGGUCGCAUACCAGAUGAUUCCCGUAGGCUCCUGAAUCUGUCCCAACUUACAACCUUAGAUUUGUCUUCUAACAAACUCAAUGGGACAAUACCUAGUGUGAUUUGGAGAAUGCAGAAUCUGGACUCCCUCGAUCUACACAAUAACUGUCUCUCCGGUCGCAUACCAGAUGAUUCCCGUAGGCUCCACAAUCUGUCCCAACUUACAACCUUAGAUUUGUCUUCUAACACACUAAAUGGGACAAUACCCAGUGGGCUUUGGCGAAUGCAGAAUAUGGAGUCGCUUGAUCUGCACAAUAACUCUCUAACCGGUCGCAUACCAUAUGAUUUCUGUAAGCUCAAGAAACUGUCCUGGUUUUUAUUGAACAACAAUCUUCUAUCCGGCCCACUACCAGAAAACGUUACACGCUUUCUUUCCAAUCCCGGCUUAUGUUCCUCCAACCACUUUGGAAACCUACCUGCGUGCACCAGAUUGCACUUGAAGAUGUAUGUAGUCCUCCUCAUGGCCUUUGGUUCAACCAUUCUCAUAUGCACAGGGCUGAUUGGUUUUACUAAGAUCAAGGCAUUUUUCUGUAAGAAAAAAGAUGACGCCCCGUCUCCACGGUGGAAGCUGACGGCCUUCCAAGCUAUUGAUUAUGACAUUCAAGGCAUCAUUUGCAGCCUCAUUGAUGCAAACCUUGUCGGCAGCGGUGGUUCAGGAAAGGUGUAUAAGAUCUGCCUUGGUGAUGAAAACAGUGAGGUUAUAGCUGUCAAGCAAAUAUGGAGUAGCAGCGGACGGGAACAUGAUGUGCUGGAAAAGCAGUUUCAAGCUGAAAUUGAGAUUCUUGGAUCCAUCCGACAUGCCAAUAUUGUAAAGUUGCUUGGCUACAUUUCAAGCUCUGAAUCAAAGCUCCUCAUAUACGAAUACAUGGAGAACGGUAGCCUGUAUGAAUGGUUGCAUCAGAAAGAUGAUCCGACUAGUAGUACAACUAGACAGUUGUUGAACUGGCCGACAAGGAUGUCAAUAGCAAUCGAUGCAGCAAGGGGGCUGUGUUACAUGCACCAUGGUUGCUCUCCUGCUAUAGCACACCGUGAUGUGAAGUCCAGCAACAUCCUACUGGAUCUUCAGUUCAGAGCAAAGGUUGCGGACUUUGGCCUAGCUCGCGCAUUGCUUAAAGCUGGUGAGCCAGAGUCGGCCUCGGCGGUGGUUGGGUCCUUCGGAUACAUAGCUCCAGAGUUUGGAAGCUCGAGAAAGAUGAAUGAGAAAGUUGAUGUGUACAGCUUUGGGGUGGUUCUCUUGGAGCUGGUAACAGGGAGGUAUGCAAAUGGUGGGGGCGGGUACGAGAAUUUGGCGCAAUGGGCAUGGAGGCAAUUUCAUCAAGAUGAGGACAUCCAUUUGACAAAUCUGAUAGAUCCAGAUGUUCGAGAUCCAGCCUACUCGCAUGAGGUACAACUGGUGUUGAAGCUAGGGCUAAUUUGCACGGGCACAAACCCAUCUUCAAGGCCGUCGAUGAAGCAGGUUCUGCAGGUCCUACAACGCUGA
Messenger RNA from Triticum aestivum (bread wheat), 2496 nucleotides. RefSeq names its product receptor-like protein kinase HSL1. The transcript is spliced from 4 exons. Gene Ontology annotation, molecular function: protein kinase activity; protein binding; ATP binding. Gene Ontology annotation, biological process: protein phosphorylation. The coding region runs from base 1 to 2496 and encodes 831 amino acids. Lineage: Eukaryota; Viridiplantae; Streptophyta; Magnoliopsida; Poales; Poaceae. The record is from RefSeq and is a predicted model, not a curated record.